AUGGCCUAUAUGAUGACAAGGGAUAGUAGUGAGGAAGGUGCUCAGCCUUGGCGAAUAGAGACGGAGAUGGAAAAUUUCUACGAAGUACCUGCUGAUGUUUGCAUUCGACUAACCUACAUCCCGCUGGUGGUCGGCGGCACGGAAGAGUCCCGCUUUGACAAUACGGUGAUAGGUGUGCCAGUGAUCACGUGUGAGCGUGAUCGUGUUGUUGUCACGGUCACGACAUCUCGUCCAUUCGCCGGGAAAAUUUUCGUGAAAGGUGAAUAUGCAAAACGUGAAUGUAUGCGAGCGUACAUGAAUGGCUUCCCGAUACCAUCAGAUGAAGCGCUUCUCUCACCAAAUCGCAAAGGGCCGCCUCGCUCAGACGAGAAGCUUGAAGGUGGUGGUGCCAGUCUGGAAGGAUCAAUGGAAACCGGCGGAGACUAUCUCGAUAGUGUAGAAACACUCCCUUCACCAGAACAAGCCAGUCGAUUCUUAAGUGAGGCCGAUCUGUCGGUGUCCAAUCGUGCUAAAUCACCAAAUAUCCAUCAAAACGUGCCAGGGAGUGCCGAAUAUUUGACCAGUUCCGAGUGGUCAGGCCAUGGUGGUGCCAGCUCAAGUAACCAUAAAGGGCAACCAUAUGUAGGAGCUUUUGGUGGAUCAUUACGAGAAGAAGUUAAAUCUGGCAUGAUAUCGGGUCUAAAGGUUUAUGACAAGCCGAAAGGGUUUGUUCCCGAAGAUCUUCCCAAGUAUCCAGGACCACAAGGAAUGACUUCUGCGAAUUGUCCUCUGAAAUGCGAGCCAUGUGUGUGUCCGAAAGAGCAGAAGGUCCAAGAACGACGGAGGAGAGACACUAACACUGUGGAAUUGUCAGUGCCAUUAGGAGCUUGCAAUACGAAACGCGACAGGAAGGUAUCGCCGCCAACCCUAUCGGUGUCAUUCGUUGCCGUUGUCUCCUUCCACGAAUCAUUUAUAACCAAGCUCGAUCGCGCCUACCGUAUUCAAUGUGCCUAUGUGGAAACAAACAAAAGUCUCACUACUCAACUUGAUGUCGGCACUCUGAAUCCGUCACAGUUGAAUGGAACAGCUCCAUCACCUGUCUGUGGCUACCAUAUCUCUGGCGCCAACGGCCAACAGAUCCAAAACGUUCGGGUUGGAGAUCAGGUAAAACACGAGUGGAUCUGCACCACACCAGCUCCAAAGCUCUAUUCAAUGCUCAUUCAUUCAUGCUAUGUUGAAGAUGGAGCCGGUCAACGUUACCAGGUCAUAGAUGAGAACGGAACCACCAUUGAGAAAAGGGAACAAGAAAUUGGUGUACAAUCCCCAUGA
Messenger RNA from Haemonchus placei, 1308 nucleotides. The record is from the annotation of a GenBank genome assembly. Lineage: Eukaryota; Metazoa; Nematoda; Chromadorea; Rhabditida; Trichostrongylidae.